GGGAGAGUUUGGGUAGUGGGACGAGUGGGAGUGUGGGUUGAAGGGAGGGUUGGGUGUGGUGGGAUGUUUCGGUUAUGGAUUUUGGUGCUACGGCUUCGAGUGUUUUGGGCUUGGGGGCUUAUUGGGCUGCGUGGGAUGGCGGUGGCUGUAUGGCGGUCGAUGCUAUGCUGCUGGGAUUGGAGAGGUGCUUUGGGAUCAUGGUGACGGUUUUUAGGAGGGGGCAGAGCGAGAACAGAGAGGAGAGGGCAAGGCCUCAUGUCACGUUCCAAAAGAGCGGCUACACUCUUACUGAGGAUUGUAGACACGGUCAAUACUGUGGGACACAGGUCACUUUGCGUCGAGAGAGAGACACCAAAGGACUGUCUAUAGACAUGCAAAACAUCCUUAUAAUUAGACCUCAAGCUAUCUCUUCAUAACAUC
This is a messenger RNA of Pseudovirgaria hyperparasitica, 420 nucleotides long. RefSeq lists its product as uncharacterized. The record is from RefSeq and is a predicted model, not a curated record. The transcript has a single exon. NCBI's taxonomy places the organism in Eukaryota, Fungi, Ascomycota, Dothideomycetes, Acrospermales, Acrospermaceae. The coding region runs from base 75 to 416 and encodes 113 amino acids.